Molecule: messenger RNA, 5481 nt
Organism: Coregonus clupeaformis (lake whitefish)
Lineage: Eukaryota; Metazoa; Chordata; Actinopteri; Salmoniformes; Salmonidae
Product: protein FAM110B
Exons: 2
Coding region: 881-2149 (422 amino acids)
Source: RefSeq, a predicted model, not a curated record
AGUUGAAAUGUUUUCAUAAGAUCCUGCUGUGUUUGAUGCAACUGAAUGUAAAAUAUUGCAGCUGUUUUACCCACUCUCUCUCUCCCCCUUUCUCUCUCUCCUUUUUAAAAAUUGUUUUCUUCUCCCUUUCAAAUCAUUUAAUUUGAAUGAAAAUUCAGUCCCAGUGUUUUGUUGUCAGUCGGGGGAGGGGUGCAAUUGGUCAGAUCCUUUGACCACAGCCAAUAGCAGUGCAGCUCCCACCCUCCACCCCUCCUCCCUGCCCUGCUGAGAUUCCCAGUCUGGCCUGUGAUUGGCUGCUGUGGGACCCAGGAGCCAGAGGCUGUGAGCGUUUUUAGGGGAGGAGUCAGACGGCAUAUUAAAGCUGGGCGGUCUGCUCUCCUUUCCUUUAGUGUGUGCUUUUGUUAAUGUGGAGUAGUUACGUUACUGGGAGAGGAGCUCCCUGUGGUUGUCCUGUUAGUCUGACACCGUCUUCCUCUGUCUCUCUCUCUCCUCUCCAGGAGCCCUGCUGGAGCAUCACUCCAGGGACCCCGGGAAUCUGCGGAGCUGCCAGUUGAUCUGCUGCUUUUGAGGACAGUGGGAGGAUCGGACCAGACAGACGGAGCAGGAUCAGGAGAUUUAGUUGCUCUGACAGUCUGUGGCUGAGCCAGACUGUUUUCUGCUGUGUGAUCUAGUUAAAGGGACCAACCAGCAGCUGCAACUGCAGGAUCUGCCCCCGUUGGGUCACUGAGCCAGACUGAUGUGGUGUGCGAGCCAUGGUGACUCUGUCCCACAAGUAGCCUUUCAGUGAGGAGGACAGAUAAUAGACCAGAGGGACGACGUGAAGAAAGGAGGAAGAACGGAGGAGAAAUAGCAGCAGCAGGAACAGAUAAACAACUCCAGAAUGCCUGUAGAGACCCUCCGACCCUCAGACGGACGUCUGGUGGGGGUCCCCUUCACCUCAGCCAUGCCUUUCCGCAUCCUCAACAAGGGACCUGACUACUUCCGGCGGCCAGCGGAGCCUGGAGCCCGUAAGCUGAGCGCGGUGGAGCGCCUGGAGGCGGACAAGGCCAAGUAUGUGAAGAGCCAGCAGGUGGUGCUCACCAGGCAGGAGCCUGUCAAACCACCCAUCAUCCGCAAGCCUCUGCUGUCCCCGGGCAUGAUGCUGCAGUGUCGGAUCAACGCCCCCCCGGCCCGCAAGGUGCCCCGGCGGCCUGCCGACUCAGAGAACGGAGGAGGGACAGGAGGGGCAGGGUGGAGGAGGGGACCCCCUCUUAACCUGGAGAUCCUCAACAACCUCAUCAACAACGUGUGUGAUGGACCACUUCUCUGCUCCCCAUCUCCCAUCCCCUCCUCACCCUCCGCCUCCUCUCCUUCAUCUGGGGGGAACAGCAUGGGGAAUGGACUCUCAGCUGACCAGGAGAGGAUCAAUCGAGUCCUGAACAGGGUGGGGGUGCCAGCUCCCUACAGCUCUCCUAACUCAGUGAUGGUGCGCAGGGUGGAUGUGAGGCCCCAGACUGAGCCGAGGAAGCCCCAGAGGACCCAGUUCCAGCCUCAGAUCAAGCCCAGACAGACUUCCCAGCCCCAGGUGGCUAAGCCCCAGGCCCCAUCACCACCACCCUCACAGCAGGCCCAGCCCCAGCCUCAGACCCUCACCCCCACCCAGCCUCUACCCUAUCCCCCAACCUACCUGCCUCCCAGCCCCAUACUGAUCCGGGCGGGCAUGAUGCCCCCGGCCUCCCCUGCUUUCACCCGCCUGUCUUCAGCCAGCUCCAGGGGGUCUCGCCCCGGUUCGGCCCGUAAACACCCCUCCCUACACCGCUCCAAGUCUGACCUGAGUGACCAGUACUCACGAGCCACAGCGGACCUGGAACGCUUCUUCAACUACUGUGGGCUGCACCCAGAUGAGGUGGAGGGCAUGGGGGGAGUGGAGCGCUUUGCCAGAGCCAGCUCAGAUAUUGUGUCUGUGUCCAAGCUGCGCAGCGUCAGCACCGCCAGCUCUGAGUGUGAGCAGGCGCAGGAACAAGGGGAGGUGGAGGGCGAGGAGGGUCAUGCCCGACCCGGGGAGCGUGUCCCCUACGGAAUCUCAAUCAUUGAGAGGAACGCUCGUGUCAUCAAGUGGCUGUACGGGAUCCGCCAGGCUCGGGACUCCAACACUGUGUCCAACGUUUAGAGGAAAGAGACAGGAGGGGGAGGCUCUGGAAUGAUACCCAGGCCUACCCCACGUUGUUUAUUAUUUAUUGAUAAAUCCCACAGACCAUUGAGGGGUACAUCUUUUCCAGGAGGACAUUGUUAUUCUGUAUUGUGUUGCCUUUCUUUGGGGAGGGGGGGGGUCAGGACUGCUUCCUUAGAAGAGAAGUAGGAUGAGAAAUCACACUCCUCCCUAAACAAAUAUUCAAAGCAAUAAUGGCAGUGGUAGAAAUGACUGAAUGCUGAUGAUGACAAUGAUGACGUUGACCAGAUGCUGUGGUUCCUGCGGUGUGUCUGUCUGAAAUACAGGUACUUAGGAGGAUGUGUUUAGGGUCCAGAGCCCUGUUCUGUCUGCACAGGCGUUGGAGCUAGAAUUUACAGACUCUUAACGAUGCAAGAAUAGGCUCUGGAUGUUUCACAGCUCUCACACAUUCAGGUGUGUGUGUGUGUGUGUGUGUGUGUGUGUGUGUGUGAGGAGCAAGAAAGACUAGAACUUCAUUGAUACUGUGAAAUAAAAGGGAAAAAAAAGUAUCUUCUAACCUUGGCUGUAAGACUGUUAAUUAAAACCGUUGAUGUUGCUGUCAAGCAUGCAAGUGAAAGUCAAUGUACGUCCUCAUCUCAACAAAGCACUAUCACCUAUACUCACAACUCCCAGUUGAAACAGACGUGUUCAGGUCAGGGAUAGAGUAUCGUCUGUAGCUGUGUACUGUCGUCGUUUUCUGUACUGCAAUGGAACAUGGUCUCUAAUCAAGCAUAGGACUGCUUUGGUCCAGUUAGUGUCUCUGUUUAUUCAGUGAAGAAGGUAUAUGUCUGGCCACGGAUGACAAAGAUAGUGAUGUCAUGAGUGGAUGGUUGAGGUAAGUGUAGGGUGGAUGAGUAGGGGUGCUGUCUGGGGUUGGAGGAGAGACAGACACAGCUCAAUGGAAGAGGGAUCAGGAUGGUAGGUCUAGUGAGACAGAUUGAUACAGGAAAGAGUAGGACAGAUUGAUACAGGAAAGAGUGAGACAGAUUGAUACAGGAAAGAGUGAGACAGAUUGAUACAGGAAAGAGUGAGACAGAUUGAUACAGGAAAGAGUGAGACAGAUUGAUACAGGAAAGAGUGAGACAGAUUGAUACAGGAAAGAGUGAGACAGAUUGAUACAGGAAAGAGUGAGACAGAUUGAUACAGGAAAGGGUGAGACAGAUUGAUACAGGAAAGAGUGAGACAGAUUGAUACAGGAAAGAGUGAGACAGAUUGAUACAGGAAAGAGUGAGACAGAUUGAUACAGGAAAGAGUGAGACAGAUUGAUACAGGAAAGAGUGAGACAGAUUGAUACAGGAAAGAGUGAGACAGAUUGAUACAGGAAAGAGUGAUACAGAUUGAUACAGGAAAGAGUGAGACAUAUUGAUACAGGAAAGAGUGAGACAGAUUGAUACAGGAAAGAGUGAGAGACAGGUUGAUACAGGAAAGAGUGAAUUAUCUCGAAAGGGAACAGAAGGUUCUGGGUGUCCUUGACAUAAGUCUACUGAAAGGUGGACCAAUAUUUAUUUAAAAAAUGCCAUUUGAAGUGACAAGCUAUUGUAAUAUUCAACAACCAGUGCAUAGCAUUCAAGAUUUGUACAAAAGUGCAAUCUGAUCGUAUCUAUGUGAACAUGCACAUACAUACAAACAGACACCAGCUGCUGUCAGCCAGCCACACAACAUGAGACACAACAUGAGUGUGAACGUUGUGUGUAACUGAAUGGUGAAGUACAUGUGAUGAUAUACACUCUGCUCUGUGGGAAAGAAAAGGAGGGAAAACUAUGUAUUUAUGUGACUUCCUGUUCCUCUCAGGGGAGACAGACGGAGGGCUCAGCCAUGAGGGUCUGGGACUGAGCUCCAUGGUCUGGUCUGGUGUUAUGAUGAUGUGGGUCUGGGACUGAGCUCCAUGGUCUGGUCUGGUGUUAUGAUGAUGUGGGUCUGGGACUGAGCUCCAUGGUCUGGUCUGGUGUUAUGAUGAUGUGGGUCUGGGACUGAGCUCCAUGGUCUGGUCUGGUGUUAGGAUGAUGUGGGUCUGGGACUGAGCUCCAUGGUCUGGUCUGGUGUUAGGAUGAUGUGGGUCUGGGACUGAGCUCCAUGGUCUGGUCUGGUGUUAUGAUGAUGUGGGUCUGGGACUGAGCUCCAUGGUCUGGUCUGGUGUUAGGAUGAUGUGGGUCUGGGACUGAGCUCCAUGGUCUGGUCUGGUGUUAUGAUGAUGUGGGUCUGGGACUGAGCUCCAUGGUCUGGUCUGGUGUUAUGAUGAUGUGGGUCUGGGACUGAGCUCCAUGGUCUGGUCUGGUGUUAUGAUGAUAUGGGUCUGGGACUGAGCUCCAUGGUCUGGUCUGGUGUUAGGAUGAUGUGGGUCUGGGACAGAGCUCCAUGGUCUGGUCUGGUGUUAUGAUGAUGUGGGUCUGGGACUGAGCUCCAUGGUCUGGUCUGGUGUUAGGAUGAUGUGGGUCUGGGACAGAGCUCCAUGGUCUGGUCUGGUGUUAUGAUGAUGUGGGUCUGGGACUGAGCUCCAUGGUCUGGUCUGGUGUUAUGAUGAUAUGGGUCUGGGACUGAGCUCCAUGGUCUGGUCUGGUGUUAUGAUGAUGUGGGUCUGGGACUGAGCUCCAUGGUCUGGUCUGGUGUUAGGAUGAUGUGGGUCUGGGACUGAGCUCCAUGGUCUGGUCUGGUGUUAUGAUGAUGUGGGUCUGGGACUGAGCUCCAUGGUCUGGUCUGAUGUUAGGAUGAUGUGGGUCUGGGACUGAGCUCCAUGGUCUGGUCUGGUGUUAUGAUGAUGUGGGUCUGGGACUGAGCUCCAUGGUCUGGUCUGGUGUUAUGAUGAUGUGGGUCUGGGACUGAGCUCCAUGGUCUGGUCUGAUGUUAUGAUGAUGUGGGUCUGGGACAGAGCUCCAUGGUCUGGUCUGGUGUUAUGAUGAUGUGGGUCUGGGACAGAGCUCCAUGGUCUGGUCUGGUGUUAUGAUGAUGUGGGUCUGGGACAGAGCUCCAUGGUCUGGUCUGGUGUUAUGAUGAUGUGCUGUUGAGUUCAGCACUGUCUGGCUGCCCAAAGAAGAGUCAAGCUAUUCAUACGCUGCAACAUGGUGUCUUUCUUAACAUGUCAAUAAAGAAUAAACAUUUUUGGAAAAGGGUAUUUCCCUGGUCAGUAUUUCCCUGGUCAGUAUUUCCCUGGUCAGUAUUUCCAUGGUCAGUAUUUGCUGUGAUAUUAUGCUUUCAAUGUCUACCAAACAUGCCUUCCAUCGUGCAGAGUUGAAUUUAGUUGAAUGUCUUCUAAGAUGGGACUCCCGAGUGGCGCAGCGGUCUAAGGCACUGCAUCU